Molecule: messenger RNA, 1363 nt
Organism: Salvelinus fontinalis (brook trout)
Lineage: Eukaryota; Metazoa; Chordata; Actinopteri; Salmoniformes; Salmonidae
Product: very-long-chain 3-oxoacyl-CoA reductase-B-like
Cellular component (GO): endoplasmic reticulum
Molecular function (GO): oxidoreductase activity
Source: RefSeq, a predicted model, not a curated record
AGUGUCCUGCCGUUCUUCGUGGCCACCAAGCUGAGUAAGAUCCGGCAUGCCACACUGGACAAGCCCAACCCUGACCGCUAUGUGGCCGCAGAGCUCAACACGGUGGGGCUGCAGAGCCAGACCAACGGCUACCUGCCUCACGCAGUAAUGGGCUGGCUGACCACCGUGCUGUGCCCUGCCAGGCUCCUGAACAGCUACAUCAUGGGGUUACACCUGGGGAUGCGCUCACGCUACCUGAAGAAACAGAAGCAGGGAUAGAGAUCCUAUCAGGGCAAAGGAGGUGUGGAGAGAAAGGAGACCAACAGGAAUCCACCUGCUUCGUUCUUGCAUACCCCUCACAGACCAAGGACAGGGCUGGAAAACUGCUAGUGUGUGUUCAAGUUAGUCUACUGUGUUCUCUGGCUUGGGUAAUCAUUUCUAUGGAGGGACUUCCUGGAGUUGAAACAUUGACCAGGCACUUAAACAUAAUGCACUAAGUUAAAUUAAACUGUUAAAAAUGUUAUUGUGGACAGGUAUUAGGAGCUGCACUUGUGAACUACCACUUCAAAAAACAAUACUAGUUGCAACUUAUUCCUUCAAAAUGUUUUAUUGUUGGAGUUGUGUUGAAUUCAGAAAAACCAAAUAUGGAAAGAAAUGAAUUUGAGUCAUUCUGAAACUCAAUUGGCAAAGGGCAGGAAAAUAAAUGUUCUCCCUGGAUUGCUUUACAAUGAAAAGGUUGUGUACAAAUCAUGUAUUAAUGAACCUACGAAAGGGAGGAUAAGGAGACCGAGUUAACGGGACCGUUCCUUUUUGAAUACUGGAUGGAUUGAUGUCCAGUUUAGAAGGUUGUGUGUCUGCUAGCAUGUCAGUAUGGUAGGUAGGUAACACCAGAAACUAGGGAAUGGGUUGAGUUAGCCCGCUCUUGUUUGAACUGACUGGUCUUCAAUACAGAAGGGACACAACUUACAAGCCAUUCUCUGGUCAUCAAGGCAGCGUCUCAACAACAAAGUAGAUACAAGCUGUUUAACAGUUCAGCCCAUUUACUGUUGAACCAAAUGUCUUGUCCAACUGUUUUGUUCUCGUUACUUUCUAUCAAGCAGUCAGUGGCCCGUUAACAGAUGUUUCUUAACAUGCUUCACACGCUGUGUGUUUUUUGAACUCUAAGCAUUUGGUUGUACAGCGUAAUGCCACUCAUCUUACUCCAUGAGCUCACCAAGGUGACACAUUAAUAUUGUCUUCUGUUUGGUUGUUAAUGAAAGCUUUGCAUUUGAUUGUUUUAGAUGCAUUUAAGUAACAAGGUCUUUAACAUUGUACGGUUUGGUCGAGAGCUCGUGUAUAUUCCCAGUCUGUCAUGCUCGCCUCAAUAAAACACUGUUCAACCAUC